Molecule: messenger RNA, 273 nt
Organism: Symbiodinium pilosum
Lineage: Eukaryota; Dinophyceae; Suessiales; Symbiodiniaceae
Source: the annotation of a GenBank genome assembly
CCAGCUGGCGGAGUCAGAGCCCUCGUUGUCGGGGACGUGCUGCGGCGCCUGGUUGGACGGGCGCUCGCCCGUGUCCUACGCGUUGCAACCGAGGUCGACCCGCGUGCCACGGUGCUGUCGGUCGAUGCAGCUGGGGCAUUCGACCACGUGUCCCGGGCUGCGAUGCUGGCGGCGUUGCAUGCGCAACCAACGCUACAGCCUCUCCUCCCGUAUGCCCGGCUAGUCGCCCUGUGGGAGCAUGCACGCGUCCGCCUCAACCGCUCCAAAACCAAG